Messenger RNA from Rana temporaria (common frog), 2024 nucleotides. It is a transcript of the gene SGCE, whose product is annotated as sarcoglycan epsilon. The transcript is spliced from 13 exons. NCBI's taxonomy places the organism in Eukaryota, Metazoa, Chordata, Amphibia, Anura, Ranidae. Gene Ontology annotation, cellular component: sarcoglycan complex; membrane. Bases 100 to 1542 code for a protein of 480 amino acids. The record is from RefSeq and is a predicted model, not a curated record.
GGAGGGGAUGCUGCUGCUGCUGCUGCUGCUGCUGCUACUGCUUGGCUCCUGUCUAUCACUGAGCCCGGGAGAAGGGAGAAGAGAUCGCUGGGGGCAUCUAUGGACCCUGUGCUGACCAUGAAGCCUGCGUCGGUGACAAGUGGUACCCUGCUUCUACUGUCAGUGAUUUUGCUAAGCUGGGCCGAUGACGAGUCCAUUUACCGGAUGGCCAAACGGCCGAGCCUUCGUCUACUCGGCAGACUAAAUCCUGCUGAGAAGAGUUCUGUGUAUACCAUCCUGUCCAAGGUGCACUCCGACCGCAACGUCUAUCCUUCCUCCGGCGUUCUGUUCGUCCACGUUCUGGAGAGAGAAUACUACAAAGGGGAAUUCCCCCCCUACCCAAAACCAGGAGAGCUAAGCAAUGAUCCAAUCACCUUUAACACAAACUUAAUGGGCUAUCCUGACCGACCGGGUUGGCUGCGCUACAUUCAGCGGACCCCUUUCAGUGAUGGCGUACUGUAUGGAUCUCCAACCUUUGAGAGUGUGGGAAAACCAACCAUUAUUGAGAUAACUGCUUAUAACAGAAGGUCAUUUGAGACGGCCAGACAUAAUUUGGUCAUCAACAUCAUGUCCGCAGAGGAUUUCCCCCUCCCAUACCAAGCUGAGUUCUUUAUUAGAAACAUGAAUGUGGAGGAGAUGUUGGCCAGCGAGGUUCUGGGGGAUUUCCUGGGAGCGGUGAAAAAUGUUUGGCAGCCGGAUCGCCUGAACGCAAUAAACAUCACCUCUGCGCUGGACAGGGGGGGCCGAGUGCCUCUACCCAUCAAUGACAUGAAAGAGGGGGUCUACGUCAUGGUGGGAGCAGAUGUCCCGUUCUCUUCAUGUCUUCGGGAGGUGGUGGAGAACCCCCAGAACCAGCUGAGGUGCAGCCAAGAGAUGGAGCCAGUCAUCAGUUGUGAUAAAAAGUUCCGAGCUCAGUUCCUCAUAGACUGGUGCAAGAUUUCACUGGUGGACAAAACAAAACAAGUGGUUAUCUCUCAGGAAGUUGUGCGCGGAGAAGGGAUCCUGCCGGAUGUCGGGGAAUAUAAACCGCCAUCAGAGUCCUUGAAAGCCCGAGAUUUCUAUGCUGACUUCCUCAUCACCCUGGCUGUGCCUUCUGCCGUGGCACUGGUGAUGUUUGCCAUACUCGGGUACAUCAUGUGCUGCCGGAGAGAAGGAAUGGAAAAGAGAAACAUGCAAACACCAGAUAUUCAGCUUGUUCACCACAGCGCUAUCCAGAAAUCAUCCAAAGAACUUCGUGACAUGUCCAAGCACAGGGAGAUUGCCUGGCCUUUGUCCACGCUUCCAGUUUUCCACCCGGUGACUGGCGAAAUGGUGCCGCCACUUCACACAGACACCUACGAUAAUACCAACAUGCCACUAAUGCAAACACAGCAGACAAUACCACAUCAGACAGCAAUACCUCAGCAACACAAUCCAGGAGAAUUCCGCAUGGCAACAUUUCAGAGGUUCGAAGUCAAUGGUAUACCUGAAGAGAGGAAACUAACAGAAGCCAUGAAUUUAUAACAAACGUGUGAAGAAAAGAACCUUUCUAUAAACAAACGCCAACUUUUCUAACCAAGAAAAUGACCCACCUGCAUGGCUCAUGGGACAGUUUCAUCCAUCUUGUUUUUUUUUAUAAAUUGUACCAGUUUUUUUUUAAUGAACUUUAUUAAAAUGACAACAAAGAACAGUCAAUGAACACAAGAUGGCAGUACAAGCAGCAAUGGUGAUGGGCAACUAGUCAAUCAAAUGUCAUUCUUCAUCCAAAAGGGCAUAAGAUGGUAGCUGGCCGGUUGCGGCGUGCAAUUUGUUCAUUGCUACCCUGCUAAAUGAGCCGACUGUUAAAGCUAAUUUAAUUCCAGCAUUUACCACAACUCAUUCGCAAGGAUCAACGUUUUGUACAUAGGAGUGAGAAUUCACCAGAUCUGGCUUUGCCACCCCAUUCUGCACUGUAAACAUGUAUUUGUGUUUAACUGCAAUAAAAAGUAUAACUUUUAUAGAACAAA